AUGGAACUUUUUAUUCCAUCCUCUGUGGUGCCCAUCGGCGGCAGAUCCCAGCCAUGGUUUGGUCGCUCCUGUAAAAUAGCAUCACGCUAUAAGCAGGAGUGCUACCGGGCCUGGGCUGAUGCAUCAACGUCUCGGGUUUUAAACACCAGCGCACUUAAAAAGAAGUAUAAUUCCGCCUCCAGGUCCUUCAAAAGCGUCAUUGCCAAGGCAAGGUCUGAGCACAUCGGCAGAAUUGGCGAGAAGCUAGUUCGCCUUCCUUCGGGAACCCGUGCAUUCUGGUCUCUCGCCAAGGCUGUCCAAGGGAACUUCUGUCAGCCAUCCCUUCCAUCUCUGCACAGAGAGGACGACUCACUGGCCCAUGCCGCAAAAGAGAAAGCCGAUCUGUUGUGCUCUCUUUUUGCGUCUAACUCGACCCUAGAUGACGGGGGGAACACACCGCCGACCAUCCCGCGAUGUGAGUGCUCCAUGCCGGAUGUUCGAUUUACACAGCGCUCGGUUCGCAAAGCACUCUUCUCCCUGGACGUUAGCAAGUCGAGUGGGCCCGAUGGAGUGCCUCCCAUUGUGCUGAAGACGUGUGCUCCGGAGUUGGCACCGGUUUUAACGCGUCUUUUCCGGUACUCCUACUCCCAAGGCGUAGUCCCGAAUUCAUGGAAGACAGCUUUGGUCCACCCGAUCCCUAAAAAAGGCGACCGCUCAGACCCGUCCAACUACAGGCCUAUCGCUAUCACCUCCUUGUUCUCCAAAAUAAUGGAAUCCAUUAUAAACUGCCAGCCCAUGAGAUGGGCGGAGGCAGUAGAGUCCAAGGGGGAGGCAUUGGCCGUUAGUUUGGACAUAGCGAAGGCCUUCGAUCGGGUCUGGCACAAGGCGCUUCUUUCGAAGCUUCCUUCCUAUGGGCUUCCCGAGAAAUUGUGCAAAUGGAUCACCAGUUUCCUUGCUGAUCGGAGCAUCAAGGUCGUAGUAGACGGUGCAUGCCCUGAUUACAAGCCUAUCAACGCUGGUGUUCCACAAGGCUGCGUGCUAUCACCAACGCUGUUUCUCCUGCAUAUCAAUGAUAUGUUGCUAACUGGUAGCAUUCAUUGCUAUGCAGACGACAGCACUGGGGAUGCCUUAUAUACCGGCCUUGCCAAUAUUUCUCGGGAAAACGUCGCCGAGUACCGGGACAAACUUGUGUCUGAAGUCGAGUCUUUGCUUAACAAAGUCUCGGAUUGGGGCCGACUAAAUCUAGUCCAGUUCAAUCCCCAGAAGACACAAGUUUGCGCGUUUACCGCUAAAAAGAACCCCUUUGUCGUAUCUCCUCAGUUUCAAGGCACUCCCCUUGCUGCCUCAGCCAGUAUCGGAAUCCUUGGCGUCGACAUAUCGAAUAGCGUGCAGUUUCGUGGUCACUUGGAAGGGAAGGCCAAAUUGGCCUCUAAAAAGCUUGGCGUGCUCAGCAGAGCGAGACAGUAUUUCAUGCCGGCACAUCGCUUGCAACUUUACAAAGCGCAAGUUCGGCCCCACAUGGAAUACUAUUCUCAUCUCUGGGCCGGGGCACCCCAGUGCCAGCUCCUUCCACUUGACCGCAUCCAGCGCAGAGCGACUCGAAUCGUCGACGACCGAGUUCUUUCCGAUCAGCUCGAUACACUGGCACUGCGUAGAGAUGUUGCAUCUCUUUGCGUAUUUUAUCGCAUCUAUCACGGGGAGUGCUCUGAGGAAUUGUUCGGACUAAUUCCAGCCGCUCAAUUUCACCAUCGCACGUCGCGACAAAACUCGCGUUACCAUCCGCACCAUCUGGAUGAUUGGCGGUCCACCACUGUGCGAUUUAGAAGAAGUUUUCUCCCUCGCACAACUUCUUUGUGGAAUCAAUUACCACCAGCGAAUUUUCCGAACCGAUACGACUUAGGAACCUUCAAGAAAAGAGCUUACACCUUUCUAAAAGGCCGGCAACGCAUCUGCAAUUCCCCUGGUGUUGCGGUUGUUCAUGGGCGGCGGUAG
Messenger RNA from Parnassius mnemosyne (clouded apollo), 1971 nucleotides. The record is from the annotation of a GenBank genome assembly. Lineage: Eukaryota; Metazoa; Arthropoda; Insecta; Lepidoptera; Papilionidae.